Microthlaspi erraticum is the source of this 501-nucleotide messenger RNA. The record is from the annotation of a GenBank genome assembly. NCBI's taxonomy places the organism in Eukaryota, Viridiplantae, Streptophyta, Magnoliopsida, Brassicales, Brassicaceae.
AUGAUCGGGUGUUUCAAAGACCCAACAUAUGUUUUGAUGAGGGUUUUGCUGUGUAAGAUCCAGUGCCCUUCUUUCAUCUGCUUCAGUAAGCCUUCUCCUCACAUCUACGCAUCAGGUUCACCGAAAUCAGAGAACACUCCUGAAGUGUCUUCUUCCACUACUACAACGGUUGUUGAUGAUGAUGAUGACGACAAUGAUGAUCAUGAUUAUGUUGAUGCGCAUGUAGAAGAAGAUGUUGAUCAUGUGGAUGGUUUGUUGAAUGAGGAAGAAGAUUGUGCUGCAGAGGAGGAAAAGGAAGGUCACUGUAGUGGGGAAAUUCUGAAAAGCAGUCUGAGAAAGGUGGAUUCAGAUUCAGAAGAUGGUGUGACAAAGGAGAAGAAGAAGGUACAGUGGGUGGAUUUGAUGGGGAAAGAUCUUGCUGAGAUCCGUGAAUUUGAGUGUAGUGAAGAAGACAAUAUCAGAUAUGAUGGCGAAAAAAGCUGCGUUUGUGUUAUUCUGUGA